AACCGUCCAUUUUUUUUCUUUCUUUCUUUCUUACUUUUUCUUUCUAACUAUGGUUGUUUAUGGAGGAGACGAAGUGAAUGCACUUGUGCUUGAUAUUGGAACAAGUAUGACGCGUGCAGGUUAUGCAGGCGAAGACACACCUCGCGUCAUGUUUCCUACCAGUGUAGGCUAUAUAGACCCUGUUCAGGAAACAGACGGUGAUACAGUCAUGGCUGGACACAAGAGACAAUAUUAUAUUGGUGAUAACAAAGUCAAUAUGUUUAAAAGUCAAAUGGAAAUCAAGCAUCCACUUCAAGAUGGUUUAGUCGAGGACUGGGAUGCUUAUGAAGCCAUUUGGCAUGCAACAUUUGACGAUAUGCUUCGUAUUCGACCUGAAGAACACCCUUUGUUAUGUACAGAACCUGCAUGGAAUACAAAAGAAAAUCGUGAAAAAAUGAUUCAACUCGCUCUUGAAAAGUUUGAUUUUCCUGCUUUUUAUCUUGCACCUGAUGCUGUCAUGACAGCAUUUUCUGUUGGAAGAGCCACAGCCCUUGUGCUUGAUUCAGGUGCAGGUGUGACAAGUGCAGUACCUGUUUAUGAUGGAUUUGUGCUAAAAAAGGGUAUUUUACAUCAAUCCUUUGCUGGUAAUAUGCUAGCAGAAAAGAUCAAAGAACAACUCAAGACAGAUUUGGACUAUACAAUCACACCUCGUUAUAAGAUUGCGAAAAAGACACCUGUUGAAUUAGACCAACCACCUCAAAUAGAAUUACGUGCUUGUGAAGGAUUAAGAGACAGUUUUGAUGCUUAUCAGACAACACGAGUGAUCAAUGAAUACAAAGAAACAGUAUGUCAAGUUUCUGAUGUUACAUUUGAUGAAGGUCUAUUAUCAUCAAGGCCAAAAAAGUUAUUUGAAUUCCCUGAUGGAUAUCAACAUCAAUUUGGACUAGAAAGAUACAAAGUACCUGAACUUCUUUUCCAGCCUCAUAUGAAUGAUACUAAAUUAACAGAACAAGAAGAAGAAGAACAAGAAGAAGAAGAAGAAGAAGAAGAAGAAAAAGAAAAGAAAUCAAAGAGCCAAUUAGGGGUUCAUGAACUUGUUUAUAAUAGUAUUAAUAGUUGUGAUAUUGAUCUUCGUCCACUCUUGUUCAAUAAUAUUGUGGUUACUGGUGGCAAUACACUUCUUGAUGGAUUUAAUGAAAGACUUCAUUAUGAACUACCCUUAAAAGCACCCGGCAGUAAAAUCAAGAUUCAUGCUGCUGGUAAUGCCACUGAGCGUAAAAGCAGUAGUUGGUUAGGUGGUUCUAUUUUGGCUUCUUUAGGUACAUUUCAUCAAUUAUGGAUUUCACGACAUGAAUAUCAAGAAUAUGGUGCUUCUGUCAUUCAUAGAAAAUGUUAAUAAAUCAGUUUAUUUACAC
This is a messenger RNA of Gilbertella persicaria, 1394 nucleotides long. RefSeq names its product actin family. Gene Ontology annotation, biological process: regulation of transcription by RNA polymerase II. Gene Ontology annotation, molecular function: chromatin binding. NCBI's taxonomy places the organism in Eukaryota, Fungi, Mucoromycota, Mucoromycetes, Mucorales, Choanephoraceae. The coding region runs from base 50 to 1375 and encodes 441 amino acids. The transcript is spliced from 8 exons. Gene Ontology annotation, cellular component: NuA4 histone acetyltransferase complex; SWI/SNF complex. The record is from RefSeq and is a predicted model, not a curated record.